Messenger RNA from Leptosia nina, 519 nucleotides. NCBI's taxonomy places the organism in Eukaryota, Metazoa, Arthropoda, Insecta, Lepidoptera, Pieridae. The record is from the annotation of a GenBank genome assembly.
AUGUUUGGACACAAAGAUAUUCGCUUUAUUAAAUCUCUAGUUAGGUUAAAUUCUUCCACACCAAAGGAGUUUGUGAACAGAAACCCUAGAAAUUUGGAAAGAAUGCGAAUAGGACGUAAACCUGAUGGAUACCACUUAGAUAAACCUGGAAGAAAAUUUUGGCACAAACUAGCCAUCACAGCUUCAAACCGAACAGUUACAGCACAAGUAUUACACUAUAUUAAUGGCCCAGUAAUUGAAGCCAAAACAUCAGAAUGGGCCUUACAGAAACAACUUUAUAGUAUUGUUGAUACAUGUGCAUACAUCAACCUAGGCAGAGUUCUUGCCCAAAGAUGUUUGGAGUGUGGAAUUUAUGAAAUGUACUGUGAUUUAAAACCACUAGAAGGAAGCAAGGUGGAGAAAUUUUUAAAAGAAUUUGAGAACGGGGGUAUUAAACUACAAGAACCAGAUGUUUAUAAAAAUCCACAUCCAUGGGACCAGUAUAGACCGGAAAAACCAUGGGAGGUUACAGAAGAGUGA